AUGAGUAAAAAUACAAAUGAAGAGUUCAAAGAAGAACUAAGGCAAUUUAUUAUAAAUAACUAUGUUCACACAAUAUUAGAAUAAUUUAAAGGUCCUAAGCAUCAAUCUAUAUAUUAAAUUACUUUAACAAUGGAUUUAUCAUUAAUAAUUGAUACGCGACCUUUGUUAGGAUCAUGGAUCAUCAACUUCUAUCCUCAUUUUCUAAUUUCAAUACAUUAGAUAAUAUAUACAAUAGUUAAGUAGAUGAAUAUUGGAUAUGAUGAUUUCAUAUGUGAGACUAAAUUUAUAUCAGUUCCUACUUUUGAGACAGCAAUUCAUGAUCCUCAAUAUAAACUAUUAUUAAUGUAAAAAAAUUGCGGAUCAUUGGUACACUUAAAGAACUGUAUUAUUGUAGGAAUAGAUCAACCAAAAAAUUACUUAUUUUUACAAGAAUUUCAGUGUAAAUGUAGUGAUAAAAUUUCAAUUAAAGGGGCUCAUCUAAUUUAAAGAUUAUAAAAUUAUAUGAAUAAAAAAAAUAUUUGUGAAGAGUGCAAUGGGGUGAGACAUGAAAUUGAGAAGAAAUAUAAGUUAUGUCAAAAGCUUGAAUUAUAUGUUUCAGAUUUAUAGCCUUUAAAUAGAAAAUAUAAUAAUUUAAGAUAAAAUCGUAAUAACAAAUAUAAACAUUCUUUUUAAUUACUGGAUAUAUAUGUUGAAGGCAAUAACGUUAAUAAGUUUAAACUUGGAAAUUAAAUAUAUUCUUUAGCAUACUAUACUUUUAAUUUAUUUGAUCAGUAUAAAUAGAAUAAUACUUUUAUUUUGGCAAAUGAAUAUUGUUAUGCUGUAACUAUUGAUUAAUAUACUGCAAUUCAAAAUAAAAAGUAUUUUUAGAAAUUAAAACUUAAUUAUAAGUUUAAAUAAUCAUAGCAGAUUGAUCCAGAUGAAAAUUAUAAUGAAGACAUAAAAUUAUUUUUAGAUAAAAGUAAAAGACAUUAUAAUUAUGAUAAAGAAAACAAGAAUUACAUCUAUGAAAUACUCAAUACAAUAUAUUAUAUCAUUCUAUCUUUUGAUUACUAAUAAUUAAAAUAACAUAAUUUAUCAAGUUCAUUAAUAAUGUUAAAAUUAUCAUUACUUUGUAGUAUAUUUUUAGAGAACAGUUCAAGUUUAUAGUAUUAUCUAUCUCCAAAUUUAUGUUAGAAAUCUAAUUUAUUAAUUCAGAGAUUAGAAUAAGAAUAAAUUCAACGCCAUUUACAUAUUGCUAUAAUUUAUGAAGAUUAUGAAAUAGUAUUUGAUUUAAUAUAAAGCAUGAUUUAAAACUUAGAUAAUUGUUUGGUUUUACCAGAUUGUGAUGAAGAAACUUUUGAUUACCUUAUAAUGAGUGUUGCUAAGAAUGGAAUUUUAAUAUUAAGAAGAAUGCCAACAAAGGGAGUUUAAGAGAAGAUUAAAUAAAUACUUAAGGGAAGUCCUAUCAUUAUAAUGAAAGAUAAAAAGAUUGAAAUUAAUUGUUCAAUUUGGUGUUUAUUUGAUAUUUAAGAUUUAAAAGUCAAAAAAUCUGAUUUCACUUAUUUAAAUGAAAAAUUUCCUCAUGCAACUGAUUCUUUUGAUAUUGUAUUAGACUUAGCUUAUUCUAAUUUAAAUUAUAAAUAAGUUAGAUUUAAUUUGAUAGCAGAUUAUUGUGAAUAUUUAUUUAAAAGUUCUUAAACUGAUAAUUCAAAUCCGUUUCAAACAACAAUAAAAAAAUAACCAACAGCAGAUAGAUCUAUUCAUGCUCCUUCUUCUUGUUAUUUAUUACAAAAGAAGACUGUAGAUAAAGUAUAUAAUUCAGAUCUUGAAACUUGGAUUAAUAAAUUAUUAACUAUAGAUACAGGAUCUUUAGAAUUGUUAAAAAAAUUCUAUCUUAAAUUAAGAUAAAAUUAUUAUUGUACAUAACACACUUUAGAUAGUUUGUUAAAAAUAAGUUCAUCAAUUUCAAUGAUGAGGUAUUUUGCAUAUAGUUAAAUUGAUGAUAAUGAUGGUUUAUAUUAAUAUAUCAUAACAUAAAUGAGUACUUUGCCUUUAACAUAUUCAGAUGCUUUUCUAGCUAUUUUAUUUGUAAUAGAAACUCGAAUAAAUUCUUUAGGUCCAGUGGGUGCUUUAUUUGGUAGCGAUACUACAAAGUAUUAUUCUUAAAUAAUUUAGCUAUUUAUUGAAUUGUUUGAAUCCUGAAUUUACUUUUGCAAGAAUGAAUCUUUAAUAAGAAGAAAAUGAAUAACAAGAUAAUUUGUUUGCAAACUUUGUUUACAUUUAUGAAAAACUGAUAAACUUCAUUUAUUGA
This is a messenger RNA of Paramecium sonneborni, 2290 nucleotides long. The record is from the annotation of a GenBank genome assembly. NCBI's taxonomy places the organism in Eukaryota, Ciliophora, Oligohymenophorea, Peniculida, Parameciidae.